This is a messenger RNA of Morchella importuna, 1263 nucleotides long. RefSeq lists its product as uncharacterized. Gene Ontology annotation, biological process: transmembrane transport. Gene Ontology annotation, cellular component: fungal-type vacuole membrane. Lineage: Eukaryota; Fungi; Ascomycota; Pezizomycetes; Pezizales; Morchellaceae. The record is from RefSeq and is a predicted model, not a curated record. Gene Ontology annotation, molecular function: transmembrane transporter activity. Bases 1 to 1263 code for a protein of 420 amino acids. The transcript is spliced from 4 exons.
AUGUCAGACACUGAAUCGAAGCAUGAGGACGCAACGCCGUACGUGGAACCGGUGGAGGUUGAGAAACCUCCAGACGGAGGUUGGCAGGCUUGGUUGAUGGUAUUUGGGGUACACCUCACCAUCUUCAACACUUGGGGUUACAUAAAUGCUUUUGGUGUAUUUCAAGCCUACUACGUCGAAGCAUUCAAUGAAACGCCCUCGACGAUAUCAUGGGUGGGCUCUAUUCAGAUCUUCCUUCUUUUCUUCCUCGGAACCUUCACUGGGCGAGCUCUUGAUGCUGGCUAUUUCCGACCAAUGUACUUUGUGGGCUCAAUUAUGGUCUGUCUGGGGAUGUUCACAGCUUCCUGUGCGAGAACCUACUGGCAAAUAUUCCUCUCACACGGCCUGUGCGUUGGUAUUGGAGGUGGAAUGCUCUUUUGCCCUAGUAUGGCACUGUGCUCUACCUACUUUCAAAAGAAAAAGAGCUUUGCACUAGGUAUUGCGGCAUCGGGGUCAGCUACUGGAGGAAUAGUUAUUCCGGUGGUAGUGAAGACUCUACUACCGCAAGUUGGAUUCGCAUGGACAAUGAGAACGGUGGGAUUGAUAACCUUGGUGACCUUGGGGUCAGUAAAUUUCAUCUUAAAACCAAGAUUAAAGCCAAGGAAAGCUGGCCCCAUAGUUGAAUGGGCUGCAUUCAAAGAACUUACAUACGUCCUAUUUGCCGCUGGAAUGUUCCUAAACUUCUGGGGCCUCUAUUUUGCCUUCUUCUAUAUUUCCGCCUUUGCCCGGACUCAAAUUGGCCUUGACCAAGGAACUGCCUUCAAUAUGGUGAUCAUCAUGAACGCCGUUGGUAUGCCUGGCCGUCUCGUGCCCAACUACUAUGCGGACGGCCGAGUUGGUCCCUUAAACCUUCUUGUUCCUACAUGCUUUAUCGUCGGAAUUCUCGUAAUAGCCUGGAUGCGCGUAAACUCAUACGGUGGACUUAUUGCCUGGGGCUGCGUCUACGGCUUCUGUGCAGCAGGAAUUCAGAGCCUUUUCCCAGCCACACUGAGUAGUUUAACCACUGACCUUUCAAAAGCUGGUACGAGAAUGGGAAUGGUAUUCACUAUUGUAAGUCUUGCCACUUUGACGGGGUCGCCAAUUGGAGGGGCCUUGGUUCAGAUGAAGGAUGGCAGCUACUGGGCGGCACAGCUCUUUGCGGGGUUGGUGCUACUGGGUGGUGGAACUCUACUAGCGGUAAGUAGGGUUGCAAAGGUGGGACUGGACUGGAGGGUGAGGGCGUGA